AUGCAUGGGAUUGAGAAGAUCAAAGCUGCAAGAGAAAUUCUGAAGUUUAACAUAGAGAAAUCAAGAGAAUUAGGAGUAGAAAUUGGUGAUAGUGGCUGCAGAUUGGAGAGUUGUGGGCAGAGGCUGAAUUUCUUAGCAGAUGCCCUUAGAACUAUAGCAUGUAAAUGUACAUUAUACAAGAUGAUUGGUCGUGAUAUUGAUCGCGCUAUUGGUCCUGCUGCAUCUGUUGUUAAGAUAUUUGAUGUCAUUUGUGGACUUGAAAAAACUCUUUCCACUGGCCCUUCUGAUGAUAUCUCAGCUUAUCUCACUACACUCAAAUGGAUGGAAGAAGCACUCGGCCUUCUCACCGAUAACUGCAAAUUAGUCAUUUCUUGGCUUGAAAACAGCAACUGCAAUUCUUCAUCAGUUGCUGAAAGUUGGUAUGUUAUGAAUGUGAACAAGUGUUUGAAUAUACUUAGGCAACUCCAGGCUACAGAGGAACGUUCUCGUGCCAAAGGUGGAGCAUUGAUGGUCGCACUAGACAAGCUGGAAAGUGAAUUGGCAUCCUCGUUAACGGAUAUAGCCCCACUCUCUUUGCCUUUACCUAAUAUCAUUCAAAAUGUGCAAGCCAUUAUUGAUAGAUUGGACGCGAACCAUAGAUUUGACAAAUGUAUGUCUAUUUAUAUUGAGGUUCGGAGUUCAAAUGUGAGAAAAACUUUAGAAGAGCUGGAUUUGGACUAUCUGGAGGAGAUAUCAUUGACAGAGUUUGACAGUGUUUUGAGUGUGGAGUCUCACAUUGACCAAUGGCGCGAGCACUUGGAAUUCGCAGUGAAGGAUUUGUUAGACAUAGAACACAGGCUUUGCAAUGAAAUAUUCCAGAAAUCGGCAUCUAAAGAUAGUAGCUGUACGGACUGCUUCGCGAAAAUUGCAGUCCAAUCUGGGAUUCAUUCUUUCAUCAAAUUUGGCAACACAAUUACCAGAGGGAAGAAAGAAGCAGUUAAGCUGUUGAAGUUAUUGGACAUGUUUGCUGCUCUAAACAAAGUACGCUCCGAUUUCAACAGACUUUUCAGUGGAAAAGCGUGUGGUGAAAUCCAGAGCCAAACAAGGGAUCUGAUCAAGAAAGUUGUGAAUGGUGCUUGUGAAAUUUUCUGGCAACUUUCUCUCCAAGUGGAACUGCAGAGGACAAUUAGUCCUCCGGCGAAUGGUAGUGUUCCGAGGCUGGUUAACUUUGUCACGGAGUAUUGUAAUCAGCUUCUUGAGGAUGAAUAUUGGUCCACACUUAUCCAAGUUGUGGAGAUACAUCAAAGUUGGAACCACGAGAGCUUGGAUAAGAGGCUUCUUCUAAAUGAGAUGCGAAAAAUAAUAAUGGUAAUUGAGCUCAAUAUAGAGAGUUGGGAAAAGACAUACGAAGACGAUUCUCUCUCCAAUCUCUUCUUGAUGAAUAACCAUUGGUACUUGUGCAAGUACACGAAAGGAACAAAACUUGGCGAGCUAAUGGGACACGAAUGGAUUAGAGGUCACGAGGAAAACAUGGAGUAUUACGAGACACUAUAUUUGAAAGAGAGCUGGGGAAAACUCCCGGACCUUGUGAGCGAGGAAGGUCUAGUGUUGUUCCCUGGAGGGAGAGCCAUUGAUCGACAAGUGGUUAAGAAGAGAUUCAAGGAAUUCACUAAGGCUUUCGACGAAAUUUACAAGAGGCAUUCCCAUUGGGAAUUGUGUGAUAAGGGGUUAAGAUGGCGAGUACGCCAACUCGUUUUGCAGGUUGUUGUCCCUUCUUACAGUAGCUACUUGGCAAAAUACAUGCCCUCUAUGGAACUUGAAGUUGCUAGUACUGGUGAUCAGCACAUAAAAUACACAGCUGAGACCUUGGGAAAUAUGAUCAGUAGUCUAUUUGAACCAAAAGUUGGAAAGUAUGGCAAUACUACAAAAUGCACAGAAUUGAAUGGCAAGAUUAAUAAUAGCAUUGUUGCUAAUCACCUUUCUUCCACACCAGCAGCAGCAUGA
This is a messenger RNA of Nicotiana tabacum (common tobacco), 1983 nucleotides long. Its product is annotated as exocyst complex component EXO70A1-like. Gene Ontology annotation, molecular function: phosphatidylinositol-4,5-bisphosphate binding. Gene Ontology annotation, biological process: exocytosis. Gene Ontology annotation, cellular component: exocyst. The record is from RefSeq and is a predicted model, not a curated record. NCBI's taxonomy places the organism in Eukaryota, Viridiplantae, Streptophyta, Magnoliopsida, Solanales, Solanaceae.